UUGGCUGAAGCGUAGCUUCGCCCUGGCCACCAAUAGGAGAGCGCACGCAGAAUCCGCUCAUUUGCAUGAUCUCGUCCCCCUCCGCAGGAGCACCGCUGAAAACUCGCCAAUGGCAAGCCGGCGUACUCACAACCUUCAUUUGCAUGCGGCCUCUAUAAGUACCGAGGCGCUUCCGGUAGCCUCGGUCCUGCUUGGCGUGUUUGCGUGGUCGGUCUGCUCUUGUCCCCGCUAUUUCCUGCUAUGCCGGAGCCGGCCAAGUCCGCCCCGGCGCCCAAGAAGGGUUCGAAGAAGGCGGUCACCAAGGCCCAGAAGAAGGAUGGCAAGAAGCGCAAGCGCAGCCGCAAGGAGAGUUACUCCAUCUACGUGUACAAGGUGCUGAAGCAGGUGCACCCCGACACCGGCAUCUCGUCUAAGGCCAUGGGCAUCAUGAACUCUUUCGUCAACGACAUCUUCGAGCGCAUCGCCGGCGAGGCCUCCCGCCUGGCGCAUUACAACAAGCGCUCCACCAUCACGUCCCGGGAGAUCCAGACGGCCGUGCGCCUGCUGCUGCCCGGGGAGCUGGCCAAGCACGCCGUGUCCGAGGGCACCAAGGCCGUCACCAAGUACACCAGCUCCAAGUGAGUCCCUGCCGGGACGCGGCGCUCCUACGAGCGGACGCCCGCUUGACCCCCCAAAGGCUCUUUUCAGAGCCACCCACCUUCUCAGUGAAAGAGGCUGUCGUCUCGGUCCCGUCCCCCACC
Molecule: messenger RNA, 740 nt
Organism: Rhinolophus ferrumequinum (greater horseshoe bat)
Lineage: Eukaryota; Metazoa; Chordata; Mammalia; Chiroptera; Rhinolophidae
Product: histone H2B type 2-E
Exons: 1
Coding region: 241-621 (126 amino acids)
Cellular component (GO): nucleosome
Molecular function (GO): DNA binding; structural constituent of chromatin; protein heterodimerization activity
Source: RefSeq, a predicted model, not a curated record